AUAUUAUUAAAUUUUGAUUAACUUAUUUGUUAUUAGUAAUCUUUAUUUUCAAUGUUAAUUUUUUAUGUCAUUGUAGUUGAUUUAGAUGGAAAAUAAUCUUAGAUAUUCGAAAUAUGCACUCGUUAAUCGACAGGUAGAACUAAGCAAAUCUGGAAAUAUAACUUCAUCCGAUGAGAAUCCCACUUCGUAUCUCGACAAACAAAUGGUCUUUCCUGGAUCACUAAUAAAAAUUAUUGGAACUUCUGAUGGUAAAGAAAGUCACAAAUGUAUUGUUCAAAUUGUAGAUUUCAAUGCCGUUACAAAUAACCAAUUUUACGAAAUCAAAACGAGUUACUUGGUUAAAGUAGCUGAGGAUAUUUGGCCGUAUGUCAUCAGCAUUGACAAUCUGGAGAGUCGAUUGCGUUUAGUUAACAAUAAAGGACUAUGUAUCUGGUUAACUAACUUAAAGGUUAAUGACAUUUUGUGUGUACAUGGAGAAUUGUUUAAAAGCGGAAACCUAAACUUUGAUUGUAUUAUCCGUUACAUUGGUCCUGUGCAGGAACUCAAUUCCGUAGGAUAUUUUUUUGGAUUGGAAAUUUUGCACCUGAAUAAUGGCCCCUCGCCACAAGCCAAGGAAAUUCCGUUCGCUACAAAGUACAUGCAGUGUGAACCCAGUUUAGCAAUAUUUGCCACAGCUAAUUGGAUAGCACCCAUUUCAAGUGAAUCAAGGCAUAAAUUAUCCGCAAAACAAUUAAUCAACGAAACUAUAGAUCGCGUGUACACAGCUAUUGUACCAUCAACUUUGAAUCUUCAUGCUCAGCGAAGUGAUAAGUACAAGAAACGACAGCCUACAGCUCAUUUUUAUGAUUCAUUGAUAGACACAAACGCAGAUAGGAACACAGAUAAAUACGAUUCGGAAAUAAUGACUGAAUCUAUGAAAGGUGAUGAUACUAUACCGAUGAACGGGAAAAAUAAAUAUAUGGAUCAUAAAUUAUAUUCAAGCAACAUUCCAGUACCUUUAGACCGUAAAGGCUCAAGUCCUUUGAGUUUUCAGAAAAAUACAGCUAACGAAAACGAUAUAUUUGGCCCAAUCAAGAGUACCGAAUCAAAUAUUAAAGAAAGCGAUAACAAUAUUAUAACUAAGAAUGAAACUGAAAAGUCUACUAGGAAUGAGCAUAAUAUAAUCGUUGUUAAUAAUCGUCUAGAAAAAGAAAAUGUUGAUUUAGCCGAUUUGCUUGGUACCAAUUGGCCGACAAAUGCCGGAGGAGCUGGUAUGAUUUUAAACAGAGCGCAAUUAGUGCCAAAGCCACAUGACAAUAAAUUGGAAACACCUGUUCCAUCUAAUUGUACAUAUGAAACUUUUGCGAAACAUAAAGAUAAAUUUUCGCAAGAAUAUACUGCACCCAUAGAAGUCAAAUCUAACCGUGUUUCAGAAUUAAGCAAUAUAAAGUUCCAGAAAUUACAUGAAAUACCUGGAACGAAGCUCACAAUUGGAUCUUUGGUAGAAGUGUUUAAUUCUGGGGUUACUGAUUUGUAUGGCGUAAUUCGGUGGAUCGGAAUACCUUCUAACUCGAAAAACAUAUUGGUUGGAAUUGAAGUCGAGGAUGAUCCAAGCUUAAGGAAUCUUAACACAUCCGAUGGAACUUAUAACGGCGUUCGAUUAUUUCAGUGUCGUGAAGGGGGAGCCAUUUUUGUUCCGUCCAACAAAUGUGCAAGCGAUCGAAGGUUUGUGGAUAUAGAGGGCAGUUAUUCAUUUGGCGCGGUCUCAACGGACAGAAACUCUAUCAAAUUUGGUCAUGUUGAUUGUCCUUCAGUGCUAGGAGCUGUCCCACCGUUAGUUAUAAAAGAUAUAGAUGGAUUGGAAGACAUAUGCGGAAAAUUUAAAGGCAUUCAAGGGCAUCACAAUUCGUGUUAUUUAGAUGCAACAUUGUUUUCCAUGUUUACUUUUACGAGCGUAUUUGAUUCCAUUUUAUAUAGAAAACCAAACUCUGAGGACAUUUCACAUUAUAGUGCUGUACAAAAUGUGUUGCGUGAUGAAAUAGUUAAUCCAUUACGAAAAAAUGUUUUUGUGCGAGCAGACCGUGUCAUGAAAUUGCGUACAUUUUUGGAUCAACUUAGCUCUGUAAGUGGUUUAACCAGUGAGGAAAAGGAUCCAGAAGAGUUUUUAAACAGUUUACUAUCACAAAUUAUGAGAGUGGAACCAUUUUUAAAGCUAAGCUCUGGACAAGAUUCUUAUUUUUAUCAACUAUUUGUAGAGAAGGAUGAACACCUUACGUUUCCAACUGUCCAGCAACUGUUUGAACAAAGCUUUCAUUCAUCCGACAUAAAAUUAAAAGAAGUUCCGUCAUGCCUUAUUAUUCAAAUGCCUCGAUUUGGAAAAAGCUACAAAAUGUAUCCUCGCAUUUUACCUUCGCAAGUUCUGGAUAUAACAGAUAUUAUUGAAGACUCUCCACGUCAGUGCUCCGUUUGUGGAAAACUUGCUGAAUUCGAAUGCCGAGAAUGUUUUGGUAGCUUGCAGCUAGGCUCUGGUCUCGAGUGUACAGCUUUUUGUCAAAAAUGUCUUAAAGCAGUUCAUAUGCAUGAAAAAAGAUCUCAUGAAUCAAAGAAACUGUCUGUGCCAGGAGACUUCAAAGUAAUGGCCGAUAACAUGACCUUACCCCGUCUUUAUAUGGAGCUAUUCGCUGUUGUAUGCAUAGAAACAUCGCAUUACGUAGCAUUUGUGAAAACAGGCUCUGGACCAGAUGCUCCUUGGUGCUUUUUUGAUUCAAUGGCAGAUAGAAAAGGUGAAAAAAACGGAUAUAAUAUACCGGAAAUGAUAUCUGUUCCUGAAUUACCUGAGUGGUUAUCUGAUGAGGGCGCUCGGCAUAUUAAUGAAAGGUCCGCAAACGACAAAGCCUUACCUGAACACGCUAAGCGUCUAUUUUGUGACGCAUAUAUGUGUAUGUACCAAAGCACAGAUGUUAUGAUGUACCAUUAAUGAUGUAUUUGUUAGUAAACUUUAAUAUAAUUUAAAUUAAUA
Drosophila hydei is the source of this 2998-nucleotide messenger RNA. It is a transcript of the gene CYLD, whose product is annotated as ubiquitin carboxyl-terminal hydrolase CYLD. Gene Ontology annotation, cellular component: cytosol. Gene Ontology annotation, biological process: protein K63-linked deubiquitination. The transcript is spliced from 10 exons. Bases 86 to 2956 code for a protein of 956 amino acids. Gene Ontology annotation, molecular function: cysteine-type deubiquitinase activity; K63-linked deubiquitinase activity. NCBI's taxonomy places the organism in Eukaryota, Metazoa, Arthropoda, Insecta, Diptera, Drosophilidae. The record is from RefSeq and is a predicted model, not a curated record.